Molecule: messenger RNA, 2070 nt
Organism: Acytostelium subglobosum LB1
Lineage: Eukaryota; Evosea; Eumycetozoa; Acytosteliales; Acytosteliaceae
Exons: 1
Coding region: 1-2070 (689 amino acids)
Source: RefSeq, a predicted model, not a curated record
AUGAGACUAACAACAAGUUUGAUUAUUACAUUGAUUUGUAUUAUUGGUUGUGUUGCAGUAUUGGAUGCUCAAUCUGUACUCACACCAAAGAACUUGGCAGGCCCUCCAUCAGAGUUUGAAGGCUUCGCAUUGCCUGAUAGCAAACAGGUGGCACACAGAUCAAACUCGGCACUGUCACCAAUCACAUUCACAAAGAGCAGGACAUCUGGAAAGAUUGAAUGGAUCGCGAACAUCCCCGUCGACACUGAUCACGACUUCACCCUGAGCAUCAUCUCCAACUUCACGUCCGAGUUGACGCUGAUUGCCACCCCGCCCAAGAAGGGCUGCCCACGAACAUCCCUCCAUCACAACAAGCCUAUCGUCUCAUCUGGCACCUUUGGAAUCGAUGGCAACACCAUCCCAUCGACCUCAUACCUCUGGGAGAAGGCAGUCGUGGGCGAGUGGACGGUCAAGGUCACCGCACCACACUCACUCCUCGAGAAUGAGCACUUCACGCGCCAACUCUCUGCCAACUCUCCAUCGGCAUUCUUGCUCGCUCUGAACCCAAGCGAGUUUGAGAUCUACACCUACUUGGAGUCAUACACCAACCUGUUUGUUGGUCAGCAGGUGCCUGUGCUCGCAAUGCUCACCAGCAACCAGGAGGAGUUGCCAGUCGGCGCUCGUCCAAUUGGCUACACACCAUCCCCUCUACUGGCUACCAACGUAUCGGCUUCAAUGAUUGUGAUCACGCCACAAGGCCAAGAGACCAACGUGCCAAUGUUUGAUGAUGGUCUACAUGCUGAUGGUCAAGCCAACGAUGGCCUCUACGGCGCAUUCCUGCAGCCCACAACACAGGGCAACUACGUGACCUCUGUAGUCUUUAUCGGCACAUCACCACAGGGCAACGGAUUGUUUAGAACGACUCAACACCUCAUCCCCAUCACCACUCAGUACGUCACACUCAGUGGCAACGUCCAGGCAACUCAAACAUCCGACGAGCUUGUACUCAACUUUGAGGUGGCCUCUGCCGAGCAGAAUGCGCCCGCCGUUCGUCUCUACUCUGAGGUGCACGGCACCAACGCAGCCGGCCAGCAGGUGCCCAUUGCCUGGGUGCAGGGCGUCACCCCAGUACAAAAGUCUGUCGAUCAGCUCGUGAUCCAAGCCCUGCUCAACAACAGAUGGAUCGCUGCAGCCAAUGCCACUGCGCCAUUCUUUGUAUCCAACGUCAUUGUCUCGGACAUGUCCACCUUUGUCCCAUUGAGCGAGAGUGGCACCACGCAAUCAGCCGUUAAGAUGGCCGCCAACUACAUCGAUGUGCGUGCUCUCCAAUACGAUCCACCCCUCAACAUCAUCACCAAGGAGAUGCGCGAUGGCAAGAUGCCAAAGGAGUUGGCCGAUCGCUAUGGCAAGUCCAGUACGGCCACAGGCAACGGCAAGCUCAUCCUGGUACACGGCUACUGUGCCAAGCUCGACCCAUUCACUCUGGGCGACUUUGAGAACUACGCCAGCUUCCGCGACUUUAGCCAGAACCGUCCAACCGACACGUUCGCCAAGAUGAUCGCCGACUUUGCCGCCAACCUCACCGACGGCUUCUCCUUGGUGAGUCACUCGCAGGGUGGCCUGGCCUCCCUCCACCUGGCCACAUUCUACCACAGCUACCUCGACCUCUCGCUGGCCUACGAAGGACGUCUCAUUCAGUCGAUGGGCUCGCCAUACCAGGGCACGGCGUUGGCUGGCUCUCUGGCAACGAUUGGUGGCGCCAUCGGCAUUGGAUGCUCAUCGAGCAGCGACAUGACCCUGGACGGCGCAGCACUCUGGCUCAACUCGAUACCAGCAGACAAGCGUGCAUUGGUCUACUUCACGACCACACAGUAUGGCACCGGUGCAUUGGUAAACUAUUGUAACCUUGCUGCCAACAGUGUACUUAGUUGGCCAAAUGACGGUGUCACCGACUCUGAUCACAACUUCCUUCCCGGAGCCACCUUUGCCAAUCACUUCAAGGGAUGGUGUCACUCGCCCGACCUCCACUUCCCAGCACAAUGUACCUACAAACAGAACAACGAUGAGUUCAACUCCAACUCCAUCUGGUAA